Molecule: messenger RNA, 1905 nt
Organism: Cyphellophora attinorum
Lineage: Eukaryota; Fungi; Ascomycota; Eurotiomycetes; Chaetothyriales; Cyphellophoraceae
Product: General alpha-glucoside permease
Exons: 1
Coding region: 1-1905 (634 amino acids)
Cellular component (GO): membrane
Molecular function (GO): sucrose:proton symporter activity
Source: RefSeq, a predicted model, not a curated record
AUGCCGCGCCGCGGGUCACAGUCUGAGGAUGUCGUUAACGAACAAUCACCACUUAUAAGCCCUCGUCCCGUACCCUCCUCUAUCGAAGGGGUGGCCUUGGCAGGUCCAAUCUCACCCAUAUCGCCUAUAUCGCCAAUAUCACAGCUAUCUGAUCCACUCUCCGAACAUGCGCUCGCCGUCGAUGAGCCCGCGGUGGAGAGCAAGAGCAUUCCUUACUUGAUCCUGCUCACCCUUGCCAUAGGCGGUUUGCAGAUCGUAUGGUCUGUUGAGCUCUCCAAUGGCACCCCGUUCUUGCUCUCACUAGGCAUGAGCAAGGCUCUAAUCGCCAUAGUAUGGGUAGCGGGACCAGUCACCGGUGUCCUUGUACAGCCGUACAUUGGCUUGAAAAGCGACCAAUGUCGAAUUUCGUGGGGUCGAAGGAAACCGUUUAUGAUUGGCGGGACUCUUGGGACAAUAGCGACGUCUCUCUUGCUGGCGUACUCGAAAAGUAUCAUGAGCGUUUUUGGCGGUCUGGGCGAAGACGCCAAGUAUGAGGGCAGCUGGAGAAUUAUGACCAUCAUUUUCGCGACCGUUAUGAUGUGGUGUCUGGACUUUUCGAUCAACGUUGUUCAGGCAGCAAUUCGAGCAUUUAUCUGCGAUGGUGCUCCAGCACAUCAGCAGGAAGCAGCAAAUGCAUGGGCGUCGCGCAUAGUGGGUGUCGGCAAUGUAUUUGGAUACCUGUUCGGCUACUUGGACUUACCGCAGUACUUUUCCUUCUUUGGCAACAGCCAGUUCAAAGUCUUGGUUACGAUAGCAUCGAUGUCACUGGCUACGACCGUUGGUAUUAGCGUCUUGUUUAUCAAGGAGCGCAAUCCCUUGCUCGACUCUCCGAAUAAAGGGCCUUCAAAUCAAGGCUUCUUUGCAUUCUUCAAACAGGUCUUUAAGGCUGUCCAACGGCUUCCGCCUCAGAUUCGUAAAGUCUGCGAGAUCCAGUUUGUACAGUGGAUCGGUUGGUUUCCUUUCCUGUUCUACAUUACCACAUACAUCGGUCAGCUCUACGUCAAUCCGGAUUUGCAUCCAGGACUGUCUGACGACGAGGUCGACAAAUUAUGGGAGAAAGCCACUCGCAUUGGCACUCUUGCGCUGCUCGCCUACGCCAUUACCUCCUUUUCUGCGAACAUCAUCUUGCCAUUUUUGGUAGUCCCGAGUUACAAGAGGCCCGACGAGGGAGGUGAGGACAUUGCACCCACUUCGCCCAUCGGAAUAAGCCGUACGUCAUCUCAUGUUGGCUUGACUCGUGGCAGAUCCAACAGCUUGAUUCGAGCAACAAUGCACGGCGACACGCCAAAGCCAUCCUUCAUCAAGCGUGCUCUGAAAAUUCUCCAAAUACCGGGACUCACGCUACGGCGAGCAUGGCUCGGAUCACAGCUCCUCUUCGCCCUAUGCAUGUUCAGUACUUUCUUCAUCUCAUCCUAUCAGGCAGCCGCCGUUAUGACCGCCAUCAUGGGCAUAACCUGGUCACUCACUCUGUGGGCGCCUUUCGCUCUUAUCUCCGCCGAGAUCUCCGUUCGCGACGAAGCGCGUCGUCGGAAAGAGCGACAGAAGAAAGUGCUUCCCACCGAAGAAUGGCAUCAUCACGUCGAUAGCAACGGACAGGAUGGUAGCGAUCAGGCCGGGAUAGUGCUCGGCAUACACAAUGUUGCGGUUAGUGCACCGCAAAUCCUGUCUACCUUGAUAUGUAGUGCCGUAUUCAAAGCACUGCAGAAGCCACGAGACGAGCCUGGUGAUGCUAGCGUGGGUUGGACACUGCGUAUUGGAGGAGUUGCUGCCCUGGGUGCGGCAUUUAUCACAUGGAGAAUGCAGGAACCUGGUCAGCAAGAAGAUGAUAACGGUAGAUACGCACAAGUGAGUGCGGGCGAUCAGUAG